Messenger RNA from Colletotrichum navitas, 423 nucleotides. RefSeq lists its product as uncharacterized. The coding region runs from base 91 to 324 and encodes 77 amino acids. The record is from RefSeq and is a predicted model, not a curated record. The transcript is spliced from 3 exons. Lineage: Eukaryota; Fungi; Ascomycota; Sordariomycetes; Glomerellales; Glomerellaceae.
CCAGAUAGCUUUGGCUAUUCACUUGCAAAGGCAUGCGACACUAUUACAACUUGGUCCAUCGCAUCGUGCUAUCCAUGGUGAAGGGCCAUUAUGCUUUCAUUGAUUUCUUUCCACUCGAUUAUAUUCUCAAUCAUAAGCCCGCAGUUGCUGUCUGGUGUAAUCGCCACCAUUCAACAUAGGCUGUUCGACAGCUUGAACACACAGUCCAUCAAAUCCGCGAUCUCGGAAGCAAUCUCUGAAGUCACGAACCAAAAUCUUGUCUGGCCUAAAAUCUUCGUCGUCAACCAGAGCCUCCAUGGAAUCUGGUUGUCAUAUCGCGCCUAAGAAGGAAGCUAGCGCAUUAAGAUUUUAUGUGUUGCGUAUGCCUUGCACGCUUCUACGUCUAUGUUGUCCGCAUAAAACAGUCGGGUAUGGAACAAGAAC